CUACACACACUGUCAUUCCUGAUGUGGUGAUUUCUUUUUUUUCAUUUUUUUUUAACAGUCGUACUAUUCAUCUCUAAAUGGCAAACAAAGGUCAGAUCUCUACGAGGAACUCAGCCCUUAUUGCCAUGAUUGCUGAUGAGGACACUAUAACUGGAUUCUUGCUGGCUGGAGUGGGUAAUGUUGACAUACGGAGGAAGACAAACUACCUUAUUGUUGAUUCAAAAACUACUGUUAAAGCGAUUGAAGAUGCAUUCAAAGAGUUCACCACAAAGGAGGACAUUGCCAUUGUGUUGAUUAGCCAAUAUGUUGCAAACAUGAUCAGGUUUCUUGUUGAUAGCUACAGAAAGCCAGUUCCUGCAAUUUUGGAGAUUCCAUCCAAGGACCACCCAUAUGAUCCAGCCCAUGACUCGGUUCUUUCACGAGUGAAGAACCUCUUUUCUGCUGAAUCAGUGGCUAGGCGUUAAGUGCAGGAAUUUAUGCUACAUUUAUGUGCACGUAUAUAUGAUAUCCAUUUUUUUUUAAAUUUCGGAAUAUGGAUAGAU
Telopea speciosissima is the source of this 542-nucleotide messenger RNA. Its product is annotated as V-type proton ATPase subunit F. The transcript has 7 exons. Gene Ontology annotation, biological process: proton transmembrane transport. Gene Ontology annotation, cellular component: proton-transporting V-type ATPase, V1 domain; membrane. NCBI's taxonomy places the organism in Eukaryota, Viridiplantae, Streptophyta, Magnoliopsida, Proteales, Proteaceae. The record is from RefSeq and is a predicted model, not a curated record. Gene Ontology annotation, molecular function: proton-transporting ATPase activity, rotational mechanism. Bases 78 to 464 code for a protein of 128 amino acids.